CUUUUUUGAAUCUUAUAUAGGUUAAAUAUAAUGACAGAGGAUCAUAUACGCACUGGAAGACCAAGAAAAAACGCUAGAAGAUCAAGUAACAGUGCAAUGCAAAGUACCUCAAAUGGAAACCUUGAAGAAUCUGAAAUUAUAAUGGAUCCUUCUAUUGAUUCACCUGGUAACCUGUCAGAAUCACAAAACUCUGUUGACUCAACUGUCUACUCACCCAAUAAGCCGGAAGAGUCAUCAGAAAUAUGUGCACUAUGUAAUUGUGGUUCUGAGAUGGCUUUAAUUCUUGGACAAUUAACACAAUACGCUGUUUCAGCAAGUACGUUAAAAAAGAUGGAUAAAGUGAAGAUUGACAUUAGCAAAACACACCAAGAAAUUUCUUCAUCUGAUAUUUCAAAAAAAGACUCUAAAGAAAGAGUAUUUUUUAAGAGGAGAAGGCGGAAGGCAUUUAGUGAUUUUGAUGCUAAUCUUCCACCUGACAUGACUACGUUUGGUACUGCACAUUUGCAGGAUUUUUCGGACAUACUUGACAGCAACCAAUGUAUAUGGGCACAUCAUUGUUGUGCUGCUUGGUCCGCUGGAGUUUGCCAAACUGACUCGUAUGACUUGGAAAAUGUAGACAGAGCUGUUGGAAAAGCUCUUUUAAAAAAAUGCAGCCAUUGCCAACGUUAUGGCGCUAGUGUGGAAUGUCAAGUGCAUCGGUGUAAUAAACUAUUUCAUUAUCCGUGCUGUGCCAGUGCUGGAGCUUUUCAAGACAUCACCAGUAUGAUCCUGCUUUGUCCUGACCAUUUAGACAGGACAGAGAAACUUGCUGAUGCAGAAGCUUCCUGUGAUGGCUGUGGAAAGACUGAAAACCUAAAUUUGCAACUCUUUUGUACAUCUUGUGGCCGUCACUUCCAUAGCUACUGUGUCGAGAUGACUAUACCCAUCACUCCUGUUGUGCGUAUGGGUUGGCAGUGCUCAUUUUGCAAAGUUUGUCAGGGAUGCAAGCAACCAGGAGAUGAAGAAAAAAUGUUAUGCUGUGAUCAUUGCGACAAAGGCUAUCAUAUAUAUUGUUUGAAUCCACCCAUCAGUGCAGUACCGAAAUCGUUGUGGAAAUGUGUUAGUUGCCGUAAAUGUGACGAUUGUGGCUCUACUCGGCCUGGUGGUGGUCCUUCUUGUAGGUGGCAUAACAAUUUCACAUUAUGCGACAGAUGUUACCAACAAAGGAAAAAAGGUCAGUGUUGUCCUGUAUGCAUUCGGGCAGUUCGUUUGUUUGGAAACACUGAUGUUUUGCAGUGUUCCAAAUGCUUCAAAUGUGUUCAUGGGGAGUGUGAUCCAGAUGGUUUAGAUGCUGAUAAAUAUUUUUGCCCAGAAUGUACUGGCAUUGGUGGAAAUGUACCAGCAAUACAAGAUCAGAAUAAUGACUCUGUAUCCUCAUAUGACUAUAAUCUAGCAGCUUCUGGUCAGAAAGUUCUAUCGAUUGAGGAAGCUGAACUUUAUUCUAUGCCUGCAUCAGCUGAUUUUAUGGCUUCUAUAAACAAUAAUGAUCACGAAAGGUUUGACUUAGAAGAAGUUGAUAAUUACACAGAUGAAAAAUUAAGUGAGUCUACAGUGGAUUCCCCAUACAGUAGUUUAAUGAGCGACUCAUUUACAGAAAGUACGCAAAACUAUUUUGGCCGUGGCAGAAAAAAGGAUGACACCAGCCAACAAAGAUUCAAGAAAUCCUUCCGAGGUGCCAGGCGUUUCAGGAAAUCACGUAGUUACCAGACUAAUUACAAUGGUUCACAUGCUUCAAUGGAGGAAUUUCCAAGAAACGCUGUUGAGUCGCUAGAUUCAGUGUCCCUCAGCAAACUUGAAAUUCCAGUCACUGCAGGCGGAGAUGAGGAUGAUGAUGGUGGUGAAGAAGGCGAAGAAGGAUUGCACUCUACUGUUGUCAUUGUAUCCACUCGUGAUUCCUACACACUCAAGCAGGAUGUCUGCAUGUGUUGUGGAAGUUUUGGCAAGGGAAAGGAGGGUUAUUUAAUUGGUUGUGUUCAAUGCGGACAAUGUUUUCAUCCAUUUUGUGUCAAUGUAAAAGUUAACGAAGUAAUUUUAAAACGUGGUUGGCGUUGUCUUGACUGUACAGUUUGUGAAGGUUGUGGCAGAAAUGCUGAUGAAGGACAUUUAUUGUUAUGUGAUAUUUGCGACAUAAGUUUUCAUAUAUACUGUUUAUCACCUCCAUUAGAAGAAGUACCAGUUGGUGGAUGGAAGUGUCAAUGGUGUGCUAUUUGUGAAGAUUGCGGUAGCAAAGAACCUGGUUUUGGAUGUAGCUGGAUGGCAAAUUACACCCAGUGUGGCCCUUGUUCAUCGAUUCAAUAUUGUUCCAUAUGUACAUAUGCAUAUGAACCCAAUAAUUUAAUUAUACAAUGCGAGAAAUGUAACAGAUGGGCUCAUGCAGAAUGUGAUGGUCUAUACUCAGAAGAAGAUGCAAGUUUAGCUUGUAGUAUGACAUAUCAUUGUGUUCAAUGUAGACCAAAAACGAAACACUUAGGAAUUUAUAGCAACUUAAAAUCCAGUGUUAUAUCAAAAUUGACUAUAAAAAGAGUUUUACAUGGUAAUGCUUUAAUAUCCAAUGGGUUUAAUAGGAAAACUAAAACUUUACAUAAUCUAAAAGCAAGAAAGUUAUCAAAGGCAGCAUUAAAGGAACAGAAACGAGCUGAGUUAGAUGCACUACCGCUAAUACCAUUAGAUGUGUCUGCAAAUGAGUGUGGAACAUUAAGUAUUGAUUUGCUUUCCCUGAAAAAUCGAGUUAGAAUGGAUGAGUUAACAAAAGAGAAACUACACUUGACAGAGUCUGGGUUAAAAUCAAUAAAAAGCCAAGUUAUCAGGGCACCAAUACACCGAGCGGGUGUCAGAAAAGAACGUAUAUCAAAAAAGAAGGAAGAAUCGAAAAUAAACAUUAUGUCUGAAGAAGUCACGUGCUCUGUGGACAGUUCUGAUGACACUCGACUAACUCCCGGGGAAAGAAUAGAGACACCCUUUGAAUCUGACGGUUUGGUUGGUGAGAAUGAAGUUCUCUCUCCUGACUUAAUGUCCAUCAAGCAAGAAGAAAACAUGGAUUUAGAUCUCUUGCAUCCUGAUUCAACAGCUGAAACUGAUGAAUUGUUGUUAGAUGAUACAAAUGAUGACCCAUUACAAGGUCCCAACCCUGAAGAUAUGACUGACCCAUUUGAAUUCUUCGGGGUAAAUUUAUUAGAGAAACAUUUGCACAUGGAGUUAGAAUCUCUCGGAAUACCCACAAAAAGAAAAAAGCUAAAAAAGGAAAGAAAGAAAGAACGACGUUUAAAAAAGGCAAAACUUGCUGAAGCAGCCAGACUUGCAUUCAACCUUGUGAAGGGUCCUAGUGUACCAGACCCUACUGCAGUUAUAAUUGAACAACCUAUCGAGGUUAGUAUCAGUCAGACAGUAGAAGCUCCCAUACCAAUACAAGAAAGCCCAUCUGUAAGCAUGACAGAUCAUAUGGUGAAAACUUUAACUGCACCAACCGAACAGGCUAAAAUGGAUAGUGUAUUGCAGACCUCAAACUCUGUCACAAAAACUGCACAGAUACCUCUUCUGGAUACAACUGAUUUUCCCCAUGUGGCAGGUCACGAGGUUGAAAAGCUACUUGCUGAUUUUAAUGCUGGAAAAAUUGUUCCUGUUGACUCCUUAUCUAAAAUAAAAGAAGAAUUUCCAUCUAAUACUGGUUUCAACGUGCCCAUGUUUUCACAUCAUCCAAUGAACGAGGUGAAAAAGGUGGCACCAUCAUCAAUUCUUCCUGUACAGUCGCCAUUGUUGUCUGCUACUGCCAGUUCUGCGGAUGCAUUCCGAACUGUUUUUGGUGACGAAAUUGAUAUAUUAAAAGAAAGACCAGACUUUGUGACAGAAAAAGGUGAUUCUGGCAAGAUUGAUACCCAGAAACAGCUAAGAAAAUGGGAGCUUGAUGAAAAACUGGGAGAAAACGCAACUAUAUCUCCAGUUUUGUAUGCUAAUGUGAUGCACAAGAAUUUGAUUCACGACUAUAAAGAUUGGCCUAAUCGAGCACGUGCUAUUGCAAGGUUAUGGAGGAAGCUGCCAGCUGACCAACGAGAACCAUUUAGGCUUCGCGCAAGAGAUAAUAGGGUCAAGUCCAAAGAUCGUAGUAAAAAAGUGGCUUUCAAACAGCUAGCCGAACAUACACAAAGAGGACAAGUCAACAAACAUCAAACUGACGUAGUUAACAUAAAAUCUCCCACUUCUGUUCAAAGUGCUUUUGGAUUUCAAGCCACGAGAGAUGUUAUAAAAACUGAUGUUAAUAAUCCAAAAAUUCCUCAUCCAACGAUAUUAACUGUUCCUGAACCACAGAAGUUAUCUCCUUUAUUACAAACUCUAUCUCCUUUUUCAAUAUCAUCUUGUUCUGGCGUGACACCUUCACCACCUCGUACUCCUUUCUUUCCAAAUACUCCAACAACACUGAACAAUGAAAGUCCACCAUCAAAUGUUGAUAAACCAGGGAAGGUUAUCAAGAAACCUAAAAACAAAUUAAGUAAGCAGGAAAAGGAAGAAAAGAAACUGCAAAUGCAAAAUGUAUUUCAAGAAAAGGAAAAACAAUGGAAAUUACUGCAACAGCACCGUAUAUUCGAACAACAGAGACAAGCUAUUUUAAAACAAUCAAAGGCAUUUGCUCAAGAUCAACAUCACUAUCAACCAGUACAUCCAUCUGCACGAUUUAGUGCGACUAUGACCUCGUCUCUUUCAGAAGAUUUGCAACAUGCAAGAGUGCAAAAAGCCGCACAAUCUGCAUUUGCACCUGGAAAAAUCCCUACUCCUCCAUCAACAGAACGAUUUGCACCUGGCACACCAACAGUGACUAAGGAUGAUGCCGAUAAAUCAAAAACUUUUUCACCAACGCCUUCUCUUGAUAAACCAACAACCCCUAUACCUUCAACCCACACCAUAUCAAGCAUGAUAAAAGAUCAUCCACCUCACACCUUUCCUUAUCCAGGAAAAGAUAUGAAACCAGAACUUCCUGUUAGAAAUCCUGCUCUUGACCUUGAGGCAGAACUUCGUAGAGCAAACAUGGAAGGGUUGUUGUCAAGACCAUUAGAUCACAACAAUCCAGUACGUACUGCCGAACAACAGCAGGCCCUACUAAUUCAUCAACAAUACAUGGCAACUCAACAGCAGUACAUUCAAUGGCAGUUGGCACAACAACAGUCAUCAGCCAUAGAGAGUUUGUAUGGUCCUCAAAAGCCUUCCUCUGAUAAGGAACUUCCUGACGUUAACAGUGAAGAACAACAUCAAGAACGCAUUAGAUUUUUGUAUCACCAAAGACAAUUUCAUAAAGAUUCACCGAUGUAUGUGCAGCAGCAAUUACAGCAAACUCCGGGGAAACAACCAACUACUGAAGUUACUACUUCCCCACCUCAAAUAGCAGAAUCUCCGCUGCAUGUUAGCUAUCCGCGACCACCACACUACUCACCAGGCAAUGUACCUGAUGCAAUGUACCACCAAAUGUUUAUGGAAUACAUGAUGCGAUAUCGAAAAGGUCAAGAAAUUGAUCAGCCUACUCCUCCAUCUAGCCAGUUAUAUAAUAAUAUGAUGACAGAGAUUGCAAAACAAUAUUAUCAACGUCAUGGAUCGUUUGGCAAAUUAUUUCCGCCUCCUGUACCCAAUACUGGACCACUUCCUUAUCCACCAAGACCUGGUCAUAGUCCAUAUGAUGAAAGAUUAUUCCCAACAUAUGCCAAAGGAAUGCCAAUACCAGAAAUUCCAAAAGAUGCAAAAUUGGGCAAUACAUCUAAUUUUCCAUCUUCGCUGAUGCCUCAGAAGCCAGUACCUAAUGAUGGCAAAACCUCAUUUACUAAAUCUCGUAUGAGUCCUUCAUCUCUUCCAAAAUCUUCAUCUACUCUACCUAAAUCAGCAUCAUUUCAAAUCAGCAGGAUUGCUGCUGAUAGCACUUCAAACGAUGAAUACCCAAAUGAAAUAGGUGUGAAAGCAGCAAACCCAAACCAAUUAUCUGAAGUGAAAACUAACAGCGAGAAUGAGAUCUCAAGUUCUAAGACUUCUACAAGCGAAGAGCCAGGCGCAACCGAUAAGGAAAACAGACUAGACCCACAUAGAUCCACUCGUGGGGGUGAUGAUGAAGAAGUAUCUAGUGCAUCUACAAAAGAAUUGUGUUCAGAUGGUAUCCAUUGUGGUACUGAUGACGAAGACGAAACAUCUAAUCGUAAACCUGUGUGUUCAGAUGGUAUUCAUUGUGGUACUGAUGACGAAGACAAAACAUCUAGUCGCAAACCUGUGUGUUCAGAUGGUAUUCAUUGUGGUACUGAUGACGAAGACAAAACAUCUAGUCGCAAACCGAUGUGUUCAGAUGGUAUCCAUUGUGGAACUGAUGAUGAAGACGAAACAUCUAAUCGUAAGCCUGUGUGUUCAGAUGGUAUUAAUUGUGGAACUGAUGAUGAAGACGAAACAUCUAGUUGCAAACCGAUGUGUUCAGAUGGUAUCCAUUGUGGAACUGAUGACGAAGACGAAACAUCUAAUCGUAAACCUGUGUGUUCAGAUGGUAUUCAUUGUGGUACUGACGACGAAGACGAAACAUCUAGUCGCAAACCUGUGUGUUCAGAUGGUAUUCAUUGUGGUACUGAUGACGAAGACAAAACAUCCAGUCGCAAACCGAUGUGUUCAGAUGGUAUCCAUUGUGGAACUGAUGACAAAGACGAAACAUCUAAUCGUAAACCUUUGUGUUCAGAUGGUAUCCAUUGUGGAACUGAUGACGAAGACGAAACAUCCAAUCGCAAACCUGUGUGUUCAGAUGGUAUUCAUUGUGGUACUGAUGACGAAGACGAAACAUCUAGUCGCAAACCGAUGUGUUUAGAUGGUGUCCAUUGUGGAACUGAUGAUGAAGACGAAACAUCUAAUCGUAAGCCUGUGUGUUCAGAUGGUAUCCAUUGUGGAACUGAUGACGAAGACGAAACAUCUAAUCGUAAACCUGUGUGUUCAGAUGGUAUUCAUUGUGGUACUGACGACGAAGACGAAACAUCUAGUCGCAAACCUGUGUGUUCAGAUGGUAUUCAUUGUGGUACUGAUGACGAAGACGAAACAUCCAAUCGCAAACCUGUGUGUUCAGAUGGUAUUCAUUGUGGUACUGAUGACGAAGACGAAACAUCUAGUCGCAAACCGAUGUGUUCAGAUGGUACCCAUUGUGGAACUGAUGAUGAAGACGAAACAUCUAAUCGUAAGUCUGUGUGUUCAGAUGGUAUUCAUUGUGGAACUGAUGACGAAGACGAAACAUCUAGUUGCAAACCGAUUUGUUCAGAUGGUAUCCAUUGUGGAACUGAUGACGAAGACGAAACAUCUAAUCGUAAACCGAUGUGUUCAGAUGGUAUCCAUUGUGGUACUGAUGACGAAGACGAAACAUCUAAUCGUAAACCUGUGUGCUCAGAUGGUAUUCAUUGUGGAACUGAUGACGAAGACGAAACGUCUAAUCGUAAGCCUGUGUGUUCAGAUGGUAUUCAUUGUGGUACUGAUGAAGAAGACGAAACAUCUAGUCGCAAACCGAUGUGUUUGGAUGGUGUCCAUUGUGGAACUGAUGAUGAAGACGAAACAUCUAAUCGUAAGCCUGUGUGUUCAGAUGGUAUCCAUUGUGGUACUGAUGACGAAGACGAAACAUCUAGUCGCAAAAUGAUGUGUUCAGAUGGUAUCCAUUGUGGAACUGAUGAUGAAGACGAAACAUCUAAUCGUAAGCCUGCGUGUUCAGAUGGUAUUCAUUGUGGAACUGAUGACGAAGACGAAGCUACUAAAAAUAAGUCACAUUUAGUCGCUGAAAAAGGCUCAGGUGUGAAAAAUGAGGGUUUGUAUUUUGAAAGGUCAGGGGUGCAAGCACCCAUUCCUUUAAAUUCAUCCACUCAUAUAACAGAGAAUAAGUCACACGAAGAAGAAAUAGGUCAAUCACAGUUGGCAUCUAGGGCUAUCAGUCCUUCUUCUGUAAACACAAGUGAUUCUAACUCACAACCUUCUACAAGUGCUCCUACUAUAAUCAGUCCACUUCCUUUGCUAAAUAAUAAAGAUGGUAUUGUUAAAGUAAAUAACAUUUCUACUGAUAAAAUACCUUCGAAAUUUGGAUUUUCACCUUCUUUUCCUGCAUUUUCUCCCAUGGAGAGUCAGUUGGAAAUGAAGAAGCCAAGUAAUACCUUGAUGAAUUCUAACAGCGGCUGGCCCUUUCCAAACUUACACGGAAAUUUAAACGCUGAUGAUAAAAAGGUGGAAGGAGGUCAGGAAAAUUCACCAGAUGUUAGAAACAAAAGUUCAGCAAUAGGCUCUAAUUCACCAUACGAUUCAACAAGAACUGAUGGGCCAAUGUUGCCGUCCGGAAUUACUGGAGCCGUUCCAACUUCCCCCUUUAGCCCGAAUUCAUCAACAUUACAAAAAGGCAAUAUUAUUUCACUUCAUCCGAGCUCACCAAGGUAUCACCAAAUCUUCAUCUACCAGCAUCAAUUACUCAUUAUGCAGUUUCAGCAGUAUCAAUUUCAACUUCAACUGCAGUUUCAGCACCUAAGUCAGCAACAGAUGUCUCCACAGCAGCAAUAUUUGCUUCAGCAGCAGUUUCAUCAACAGAUGAUGCUACUUCAGCAGCAGUUUAUGCAACAGCAGGCUCAACUUCACCGCAUGGCAGCAAACGGUAUACAGUUUACGGAGCACCAAUUGAAUGCAAUGUAUCAACAGCAAAUGCUGACUCAACAAGCAUAUAGACAGUGGGUAAUGGCGCUUCCUCCUGAGCAGCAAAUUCACCUACAACAACGCAUGCAGGCUAGUAUGCAACAAGUCCAGCAUCAGAUGGCACAGAUCAUGCAGCAUGCGCGUCUAGAGGAAGAACAGAAGAAGAAACCUGUGACGAAACCUCGAAGAAUGAACAAAAAGAAAACAACAGCCAUAACGACAACAGCUGAUUUAACUCCGCCGAAAUUUCCAGUACCCGAGCUUUCUGAAGAGAUGAAAGCACAUACAGAAAGGAAUGCUCGUACUUCUGCGACGUCCGCGAUUUCAUCGAUCCCGAGUGAUACAACAAAUACAUCAACACCACAAAUUAUAACAAAACCCAAAGAAGGUCAAGUUGUACCGCCUAAGAUGCCAGCUAGCGUACCCCCCACCAUCAUGGGUACUGUGAAAGCCCCAAUUCCAACAAAUAUUCCGCCCAGUGCGUCGACAAGUUCACCGCAUAGUAUUGCAUCCAAUUCUGUGCCUCGCAAUGUACUAACAUCCAUACCGCCCAAUGUACCAACAUCUAUACUGCCUAAUAUGCCAGCAGCUAUAAUUCCCAAUAUGCCAACUGCUAUACCGCCCAAUAUGUCUACUGCCAUACCGCCCAAUAUGUCUACUGCCAUACCGCCCAAUAUGUCUACUGCCAUACCGCCCAAUAUGUCUUCUAACUUAGCCCAUAAUAUUCCUCCUUAUAUAUCAAGUAAUUUACCGCCUAACAUACCUAGUCACCUGCAGCCCAGUACAGGACUGUCAAAUCAUCAAGUUAAAAAGACAGAAGUGAUUACGUCAUCGCCAGAUUAUUUAAAGGAGAAGAAUAAAGUUGGCGAAAAACACAUUGGUAUGUCAAGUGGAGAUAGCCUUGUGCGCAAACAACAAAAAGACUUCGAAUUAGCACAAAAUGAAAUGAAGGCAAUGAGUGCUCAUCAAAAGGCUGAACAACUUCUGAACCCUAGAAUGGCUAAUCCGCGACCAAUGUUCUUCCCUACACACCCAUCACAACUUUUACACCGUGCUAAGUUUGAGGGAGCUGGAGUAAGAUCUCCACUUCAUGACAAGCCCCCUCAUUCGGACUCGGCUAGUUAUAAUCCCAACGCUACUCUACCGAUUGGUGAGACACCUUCUUUUGCUGCAAGAAAUAGUUUAAAUCAGAUGGCGGCCGAAGUUAUGAGGCGUAAACCUGGUAGCCAACCCUUUCUUCCUGAAUCAACUGCAUUGGCAGGUUCUAAAGAUCAGUCAGUGAAUCCUUCAGUCGCUGCAACACCCACUUCUUUCUCUGUAAGUAAUCUUUUGAAUAAAGACAAGGCAAGUGACAUCAGCGGUAACCUUUCACACCCUUCGGCAGAUUUGAUGCGUCAAGUUUUACAACAACAACAACAACAACAACAGCGUGUUCCCAGCGCCGAAGAAGUGAACAAAUACCUGGGUACUCCAGAACACCUAGCAGAGUUGGAGGCUCAGCAAGCUCUACAAAAAGCGCCAAAGAAAAAAGAUAGAAUUCUGGAGGAGAAGAAGAGACUUAAAGAGAUUGAACGCCAAAAAAAGCGAGAAGAAAAAGAACGUAUGAGGAUAAUAAAAGAACAGAAGAAAGCUGAGAAAGCUCAAGCUAGAAUGCUCAAACAAAAGGCUAUACAAGAUGCGAAAGCAACUGCUAUAAAAAAGAAGCAAAAAAUGGCCUCGUUACCAAUACCUGAUGCACCUCCCGAGAAACCAAUUAGUCCUACUCAGACGUUCACGCCUAAAACGCCACCGAUGCCUGUUGCACCUAAAAUUCCUUUGUGCGAACCCGACGUGCACUUGGUAUAUCCUUUAGUCCAACCAUUCGGCUGUAGUUCUUCCAGUUCGCCGAGCAAAAUAUCUGGAUCGUUUGGAAGUGGGAUAAUAACUGAUGUUGAAGACACCUAUCGAGAUCGACCUGUUACGCCCUCUCCCCUUGAUACUUCAAACCUUCACUCGACAACUGAUGGAAAUAUAUUACAUGACACUCUGUUUCCAAGUCCUGAACGUACGUAUAAAGACGAUAAUGAGUUGAGCAAGGCAACAAAUAUUGCAGAUAGUACAGCUACUGCUACAGAAGAUGGUCAGGACGUGUCAACUAUGAAUGAAGAAGUCGACGGUGAACAAGAAUUACCACAUGAAAACGGAAAUGAUGAAGAUAUGAAAGUUAUACCAGUUGGACAUUGCAAUCAGUGCUAUCGCGCUCUCUCUCGUACUGUGCUGUACGUGGACAAAAAGUUAGAGGAAGUUACCGAAGGAGUUUAUGACAAGUUCGAGUUGUCUUUGUCCGACCAACUCGCCUUCUGCAGUAACGAAUGUGUCGAUACGUUUCAAAGCAAGGUGAAAUUUGAUCUGGAGAACGAAGAUGUGGAGUUAGUUGACGCUGUAAAGACGGCUGCAAUGGUAAGCUUGGACGAGUCUCAACAGUUCUCACCUUUGCCAAUAGAUGACACGAGGGGUGAUAUCUUUGCUCCAGGGAUGGAUCCAUCAAAGGUAAACAAACACGAGCAAGCUGUCAAUCAGAGAUGGAAGAGGUGGGUCUUUCAAUCCAACCUAACGAAAAAAGGUCGACCGAAGUUGGAAAAGGAAGAUUUGCUUGAACUUAUGUCAAAGUACGACGUGCGGUUAAAGCCGAGCGAAAGUAUCAAAGACAAGCGCUGCUGUAUAUUUUGCCGAACGUACGGCGACGGUGAUUCGACGCAAACAUCUCGUCUUCUAAAUUUCAAUGUUGACAAGUGGGUGCAUUUAAACUGUGCGUUGUGGUCGAGCGAAGUGUAUGAAGCACUGAAUGGCGGUCUACACAAUGUGGAAAAAGCAUACGGGCGUGGUCAGUAUACAAGAUGUUCGUAUUGUAAUCGAAUAGGAGCAACUGUGAACUGUUCGCAAACGUUUGGAGCUCAACAACGACUGCAUUGUGAAAAGACAUUUCAUUUUCCAUGCGCAGUUCAACUACAGUGUGGUUUUUACAAAGAUAAGAGCAUGCUUUGUGAUCACCACAAAUCAUCUGGUCUCCCUGGAGAAGAGCUACGCACAUUCAGUGUACGGCGAAAAGUUUACGUCGAACGUGACGUCACAAGGCAGUUGGCUAGUAUGUUGGGCUUGAAUAAUGAUUUAGAACGUAAAGAAUAUACAUUUCGUGUUGGCAAUCUCAUCUUCCACGAGCUGGGACAUGUACCUGCUAAUUUAUUGGAGAACUUUUCAACCAAGGAAUAUGUCUACCCUAUAAACUUUGAGACUACGUCCAUAUUUUGGGACCACGAGACUGUUCAUUCGCGUCGCUACUACACGUGCUCCAUCAGCGAACGAUUUCGUGCGCCAAGGUUUAAAGUAAAAUCGCAUCAUAAUGGUACCGACAGAAUGCAGUACACAAGUUGUACGGCUAAAGGUGCUUGGGAGGAAAUUGUAAACAAUAUCAAAAAACAAAGAGAACACAACGGCCUCUUGAAAGUUUUUCCAGAGUUUAUCUGUGGCGAAGAUUUGUUUGGGUUGUCGGAGCCAGCCAUACAACGAAUGAUCGAAUCACUACCUGGUAUUGACACCAUUCCGUCGUAUAACUUUCGAUUCGGCCGCACGCCGAUACUAAUAGCGGAACUUCCGUUAGCGUUAAACCCGACUGGUUGUGCGCGCACGGAGAAAUUCCGCAAGCAUCACUUAAAUAGACCAUUGGCCAUGCGUACGGCGACCGACCUCACGCAUAAACGUUCUGACUCUGCAGUCAAUGACGACAAUUGGUUAUCGUAUUCACAAAGAACUGCGCAUAUACUGAGCACCAAAACAGGACAGUAUCGUCGCAUGCGUCAGGAUUGGCGCAACUGUGUCGUGCUUGGGCGUUCCAGAAUACAAGGACUCGGUCUGUUUGUGAAAAAAAGCGUUGAAGAGAACACGUUUAUUAUUGAAUAUAUCGGAUCGCUGAUACGAAAUGAGGUGGCCAACAGGUUGGAAAAAACUUAUGAGCGACAGAACCGUGGCAUUUAUAUGUUUCGCAUUGACAAUAAUGUUGUUGUUGACGCUACGAUGACGGGUGGACCUGCUAGAUAUAUCAAUCAUUCUUGCGAUCCGAACUGCGUCGCAGAAAUCGUUUCUAUCGAAGGGAAGAAAAGAAUAAUAAUAAUUUCUAAUCGAAAAAUUGAGAAGGGUGAAGAGCUCACCUACGAUUACAAGUUUGAGUUAGAAGACGACUCGAGCAAAAUCGCGUGUUUAUGUGGUGCGUCAAAUUGUCGCAAAUGGAUGAAUUAAUUCUAUUGUUUGAAUUUUUAGAUAUUUUAAUAAAAAAACUUUGUACAACUUCUAUAUAAUUAUUAUUAUUAAUAUUAUUAUUA
This is a messenger RNA of Hydractinia symbiolongicarpus, 13049 nucleotides long. RefSeq lists its product as uncharacterized. Bases 31 to 12966 code for a protein of 4311 amino acids. Gene Ontology annotation, biological process: positive regulation of transcription by RNA polymerase II. NCBI's taxonomy places the organism in Eukaryota, Metazoa, Cnidaria, Hydrozoa, Anthoathecata, Hydractiniidae. Gene Ontology annotation, cellular component: MLL3/4 complex; nucleus. The record is from RefSeq and is a predicted model, not a curated record. The transcript has 31 exons. Gene Ontology annotation, molecular function: histone H3K4 methyltransferase activity; transcription coactivator activity; histone binding.